Messenger RNA from Brienomyrus brachyistius, 5189 nucleotides. RefSeq names its product small conductance calcium-activated potassium channel protein 3-like. Gene Ontology annotation, molecular function: calmodulin binding; small conductance calcium-activated potassium channel activity. The record is from RefSeq and is a predicted model, not a curated record. The transcript has 9 exons. Gene Ontology annotation, biological process: potassium ion transmembrane transport. Lineage: Eukaryota; Metazoa; Chordata; Actinopteri; Osteoglossiformes; Mormyridae. Bases 691 to 2532 code for a protein of 613 amino acids. Gene Ontology annotation, cellular component: neuronal cell body; neuron projection; plasma membrane.
UCAGUUAGAUAACAGCGGCUGACUUGCGACCAUUGGGAGAUAUUUCAUACAUUUAUAUUUAUACUAUAAAAUACAGAUUUUUCUAUUUUCAUAUAUAACGGACGCUAACCGACAAUCGUCAUGUACUUUUAAUAAUGCAUAAAGAACAAUACUGAAAUCUUGAUCUAAUGUAAUUAAAACGAUAAAGUAGAAGUAAUAACUGUAAAAAUAAUAAUUAACAGUAGGCACAGCUUAGAGCAUCUCGUAUGUUGUCUGUGCCGCUGCAUGUUGUUAUACGUAUUAUACUAGUAAUGUAAUAAGUAUGUACGAUGCAGAAAUCGAAAAGCAAUACAUUUAAGAAAUAUAAGACGAACGAUCGUUUAUAAUGCUAAUUUGUUUCGCAAACAUUGACAGUGUACUGAUCAUCUCAGGAAGAACGAUGGAAUGGCAAAAUGAAAAGGAAAAGUGUGGACGAAUAUUUUUUCCCAACGUUUGAAUCAACAGCUGAGCUGGAAUUGAGAGACAUUGAAACAGAGCGAAGAGGGGCUGACCGCCACGCAGCUGUCUCUGCCUCACGCUGCAGCUGCCUUGUCCAGCCGGUGUUGCUUUUUGUCCAGCUGUGCUCCCUUCUAUCUCUUCUGUCCAUCUGGACGUCACCCGACUUUCUCUUAUCUCGCCCCAACACGACGAGCUGGAGCCUGCCGCCUCGCAAUGGAGCCUCCGCCCGCUCUCACCAUGGCUCUUCUGGGAGGUAGCUGUGAGGAAGAGGGGCUGCAUCCCCCGGGCCCCCCAAAUGUGGCACUGCCCACUGCAGACAGCCGCCCAGGGGCCCACCCUUCCAAAUGCCUGGGCAGUGCCAGCGCGGAGAGGCUCAACGGGACCCCCGUCCUGACCAGCCCUGGGCCGCUCUCCCUGCCUCUCCCACUCCCCAAUGCUCUGUGUCCCUCCAGUUCACCAGUGGGCAGCCAGCCCAGCCUGGGUGAGGGUCUGCCUACACCGGGGGGGCUCCUCCCCUCCCCACACUCCCCCUGCUCCGAGCGCGAGCGUGACCGGGGUUCACGACACCGACAGGCCAGCCCCCUGGUGCAUCGGCGGGACAGCAACCCCUUCACUGAGAUCGCCAUGAGCUCCUGCAAGUACAGUGGGGGUGUGAUGAAGCCCUUGAGCCGACUCAGUGCCUCCCGCAGGAAUCUCAUUGAGUCUGAGGGCGGAGUAGAGGCCAGAGAGGGAGGCGUGGCCACACGGGACCGGGGAACUGUGCUCCAAUCACAGAGCCAGCAGCACAACCCCCCAGAGAUUGUCAUCUCCUCUAAAUUGGACUCAUCUCACUGUACCAUUGCCUCCAACCACACUUUGUCUCACAGCCAGGGGGCACUCAGGAGCACAGGUGGUGUGGCCAGUCAGGGUAGCAGCGUGGGGGGUGGGGGAAGUAAACGCAGCAGUAGUGCCCGCAAGGUACAAAAAAGAAAGCACCAGAACAUAGGGUACAAGUUGGGCCACCGGAGGGCGCUGUUUGAGAAGAGGAAGCGUCUCAGUGACUAUGCACUUAUCUUUGGGAUGUUUGGCAUCGUGGUCAUGGUCAUCGAGACGGAGCUUUCAUGGGGAGUCUACAGCAAGAGUUCCAUGUUCUCCCUGGCCCUGAAGUGUCUUAUCAGCUUGUCUACAGUGGUCUUACUGGGACUCAUCAUCGCCUACCAUGCCCGCGAAGUGCAGCUGUUCCUCAUUGACAACGGAGCGGACGACUGGCGGAUCGCCAUGACAACAGAGCGGGUGCUGCUGAUCGCCCUGGAGCUGCUGGUGUCGGCGGUGCACCCUGUGCCGGGUGACUUCACCUUCCACUGGCAGGCGCGACUGGCCUUCUCGUACACGCCGUCUCUGGCCAAAGCCGACGUGGACAUGGUUCUGUCGGUGCCCAUGUUCCUGCGGCUCUACCUCAUCGCCCGUGUCAUGCUGCUGCACAGCAAGCUCUUCACCGAUGCCUCAUCUCGCAGUAUUGGGGCUCUCAACAAGGUGCACUUUAACACGCGCUUUGUGAUGAAGACCCUAAUGACCAUCUGUCCCGGCACCGUUCUGCUGGUCUUCAGCAUCUCCUUGUGGAUUAUUGCAGCCUGGACGGUGCGCGUCUGUGAAAGGUACCAUGAUGCCCAGGAUGUGACCAGCAACUUCCUGGGAGCCAUGUGGCUCAUCUCCAUUACCUUCCUGUCCAUUGGAUAUGGUGACAUGGUGCCGCACACCUACUGUGGGAAAGGCGUCUGCCUGCUGACUGGCAUCAUGGGCGCAGGGUGCACAGCACUGGUGGUUGCUGUGGUGGCCCGAAAGCUGGAGCUGACCAAGGCCGAGAAGCAUGUACAUAACUUCAUGAUGGACACCCAGCUCACCAAACGGAUCAAGAACGCAGCAGCCAAUGUGCUCCGGGAGACCUGGCUGAUCCACAAACACACACGGCUGGUGAAGAAGAUCGACCACGCCAGGGUCCGAAAGCACCAGCGCAAGUUUCUGCAGGCCAUUCACCACACAUUUCUGCAGCGCCUCCCCCUGGUGCUGGGCCGGUGACAAGUUCACUGUCAUUCUGCCCAGGCUACGCAGUGUGAAGAUGGAGCAGAGGAAGCUCACGGACCAGGCCAACACGUUGGUGGACCUCUCUAAAGUAUGGCAUUAAUGCUCCACCAGUAUAUUGCCAAUCAACCAUAACAUUAAAACCACUGACAAGUGAAUUGAUUAACAUUGAUUAUCCCAUUACAAUGUCACAUGUCAAGGAUGAUAUUAUAUAUUAGGCAAGUAAACAAUAAGUCUUGAAGUUGAUGUGUUGGAGAAAAAUGAGCAAGCAUAAAGAUCUGAGUGACUUUGACAAACUCCAUAUUAUGAUGCUAGAUGACUGAGUCAGAGCAUCGUCAAAACAGCAGGUCUUAUGGAGUGUUCCCAGUAUGCAGUGGUUAGUACCUACCAAAAAUGGUGCAAGGAAGGCCAACCAAUGAAUUGGCAAUGGGGUCAUAAGCGCUUGGGGAGCGAAGACUAGCUGGGGGAUUUUGGGGAGGUUGACUUGUCUGGUCUGAUCCCACAGGAGAGCUACUGUAGGACAAAUUGCACAAAAAGUGCUGGCUAUGAAUGAAAUGUGUCAGAACACACAUUGCAUCACAACUUGCUGCGUAUGGGGCUGCAAAGCCGCAGAAUGGUCAGAGUGCCAAAAGUACCUACAAUGGACAUGUGAUUGUCAGAACCAGAGCAUGUCGAUGGCCAGGUGCAUGUCAUUUACCUGGGAAGAGAUGGUACCAGGAUGCAUUAUGGAAAGAAGGCAGGUCGACGGAGGCAUUGUAUUGCUCUGGGCCAGGGGUCACCAACCUUUUUGAAACUGAGGGCUACUUCACGGGUACUGAGCCAUAUAAAGGCUACCAGUUUGAAACGCCCUCCUAAACAUAUCUAAACUUCAUGUAUAAUAAACAUGUUUUAAAUGCUUUUUUUUUUUUAGAUAUUAUCAUUUUCAAAUCUAUAUAAAUGCAAAUGUGAUUAAAGAAGAAUAGCAACAGGAUAAAAUUAAAAUUUUAGAUGCUGCUCACUGGUGAGUUGUGCUAUUUUUAGAACUGGUCCCACGGGCGACUCAUGGUCCUUGGGGGCAUCCAGGUGCCCGUGGCCACCAUGUUGGUGAUCCCUGCUCUGGGCAAUGUACUGCUGGGAAUCCUUGGAUCCUGGCCUUCAUGUGGAUGUUACUUUGACACAUACUACAUAUCUAAACAUUGUUGCAGCCCAAGUACACCCCUUAAUGGCAACGGGAUUCCCUGAAGGCAGUGGCCUCUUUCAGGAGGAUAAUGUGCCCUGCUACACUGCAAAAAUUGUUCAUGUAAUGGUUUGUGGAACAUGGAAUGGAGUUCAAGGUGUUGACUUGGCCUCCAAAUUCUCCAGAUCUCAAUCUUAUCGAACAUCUGUUAGAUAUGCUGGACAAACAAGUCCGAUACAUGGACGCUCACAAUUUACCUAACUAUUACCUAACGAUCUGUUGCUAACAUCUUGGUGCCAGAUACCACAGGACACCUUCGGUGGUCUUGAGGAGUCCAUGCCUCGAUGGGUCAGAGGUGUUAUGGCAGCACGAGGGAGACCUACACAAUGCUGGGCAGGUGGUUUUAAUGUUGCGGCUGAUCAGAAUUUCAUUCACUUUAUAUGCUUCUGCACAGUGUGACGUGACGAUAAAUCAGAAUCUACCUUUUACACUCAAAUGAGACUUUUUGAUACUGAAAGUGACUGCUAACGGGGUGGCAUGGUGGUGCAGUGGUUAGCACUGUUGCCUCACACCCCUGGGACCCGGGUUCGAGUCUCCGCCUGAGUUACAUGUGUGUGGAGUUUGCAUGUUCUCCCCAUGUCGUCGUGGGGUUUCCUCUGGGUGCUCCAGUUUCCCCCCCACAGUCCAAAAACAUACUGAGGCUAAUUGGAGUUGCUAAAUUGCUCAUAGGUGUGCGUGUGAGAGUGAAUGGUGUGUGAGUGUGCCCUGCGAUGGGCUGGCCCCCCAUCCUGGGUUGUUCCCUGCCUCGUGCCCAUUGCUUCCGGGAUAGGCUCCGGACCCCCCGCGACCCAGUAGGAUAAGUGGUUUGGAAAAUGGAUGAAUAGAAGUGACUGCUAAAACACAAUGCUGACUAGGAAAGCAUAAUUGAUUGUUUCUGAAUUUCAGUUCAAGCCCAUAUGCGAUCUCAUUCUUACAUGAUAUGCAUUCUGCCACUUUUUCCUUAGCAAAAGAAAUGUGUUGCACCAAACCAAGUGCUCCCAUUUUCAGCCCUAAGCUGCAUCAAUAAAUGACAGGGCUGUGUUAUAUCACGUGACAGGAAUGGGGGGAGGGGGCUGGAAAAACAGGUAUUAUAAUAAAGAGCAGGGGAGGUUUAACUUUAUGUCUAUGAUGUCUAAUUGGAAAUUAACAGAAUGUUGUUACAUAUUUUUUAUUGUAUGGAAAGAUAGAUCUGUCAGUCAGGUUUAAUAAUGAAUUAUAUGCAUGUUUCAGGCUGAAAAUUUGAAACCUCUUAUUGAGCAUUACUGGGUAAUUGUGGUCAAAGUCACGUUCCAUCCUUGGUGUAAAAUCCAGUUCCAUAGUGAUGCAUGGAAACCAAUCAAGUUUCAGAUAGGGGCUUAUUUUGCCACCCUGGUUGUUGUGAUGCUCUGUUGCUCUGUCGCUCUGCACACCUGAUGCACACUCCCCCUGUACACUAACACAGCACACCCCCCCCCCUCCC